AUGGUUGCCAGAGCCGUAUGGCCGCUCACCGCUGCCUCUGCUGCACCACCGCCCUGCCAGGGCGGCGCGUGCGAGGAGGGCGGCGACUGGACGUACGAGAACGGCUUCCUGCUGGCAGACGCGCGGCAGAGGGCUCUGGCGGACGCAGGCGAGGCCUUCGUCGUGGAGACGGCGGGGACGCGCCACUGGGCGGUGGAGAGGGGGUGGUGGGACGGCGAGGGCCCCUUCGACUGGAAGCGGAGCGUCGGCGAGGGCGCGGGCGGGAGGGCGCACGCGAAGCUCGACGUGCGCGGGCGCGAGCGGGCGGGCGCCGACCACCUCGCCGCCGCCGCGGGCCGCGUGUCGGACGGCUCGCUCCCUGCAGGAGACGUGGCGGGCUGGCUGGGCUGGAUGGCGGGCGUGUUGCGCGACGAGGAGAGCGGCAUCUGCUUCCGGUCUACUCACGGCUUCAUGUCGACGGGCUCGCAGAUCUCGCUAGCACGCGGCGGAGGCCACACGGCCUCGCACUUCUUCACCGCCGCCUCGGACCCGCUCGUCGCGUGCUACAAGCGGUGGACGUUUGGCGACCCAGCCGCGGCGGCGGCGGGAGACGGGGGCAGCCUCGCUCUGUGGAGGCGGUGGCGCUCGAUCGACCUCGCCGGCCGCUCUGUCCCAGAGGCGAUGCGGCGGGCGCUGCUGGAGAUCGAGGCGGAGGCCGUGAGCGCCGCAGAGCGAGGCGGCGCGAGCGAGUUUAGUGGGAGCGUCGCGCGCGAGCUGGAGCUGAUCAGCUCGUUUGCGGUGUGA
This is a messenger RNA of Emiliania huxleyi CCMP1516, 783 nucleotides long. RefSeq lists its product as hypothetical. Gene Ontology annotation, molecular function: dipeptidase activity; cysteine-type exopeptidase activity. The coding region runs from base 1 to 783 and encodes 260 amino acids. The record is from RefSeq and is a predicted model, not a curated record. Gene Ontology annotation, biological process: proteolysis. The transcript is spliced from 6 exons. NCBI's taxonomy places the organism in Eukaryota, Haptophyta, Isochrysidales, Noelaerhabdaceae.